Yamadazyma tenuis ATCC 10573 is the source of this 1420-nucleotide messenger RNA. The record is from RefSeq and is a predicted model, not a curated record. Lineage: Eukaryota; Fungi; Ascomycota; Pichiomycetes; Serinales; Debaryomycetaceae.
UAACUCCUAUAUUUCCUUUCAUUAUUUUCACACACAUUUAGACUUCUCAAUUACCAUGUUCGUUCGUUUGUUUUGGGUUGUAUUUCUUUUCACCGUCCCAGUUUUAUGUGGGGACGGCUAUUACAAGUUGGAUUUUGCAAUCAGAAAAGGGUCCAAGUUGACCGAUGUUGUGAAGAACUUUAUGGAAGAAUUAGAUUCUUCCUUCACCAAGAGAGACGGUAAUGGGACUUUGCUUGACUUGGAGAAUGAGAGUGCCUUUUAUAUCGCAUCGUUAAGCAUUGGUACUCCAGCCAGUGAAGUUAAAGUAUUAGUGGAUACUGGAUCUGCCGACUUAUGGGUCAUGUCAAGUAAGAACUCCUACUGCUCUUCGAAUGGUGGUAGCAUGGAUUGUUCUACUUAUGGUACUUAUAGUGAAGAUAACUCAACAACUUUUGAAAGCAACAAUUCCGAUUUCUCGAUCUCGUAUUUGGAUCAGACUUUUGCUAAAGGUACUUGGGGACAAGACACCGUUGAACUUACAGAUGACUUGGUCAUUGAAGGUGCCAACUUUGCUGUAGCAGAUAGCACCGACUCCAAUGUAGGAGUUUUGGGUAUUGCCUACACCCAAUUGGAAAGUGCUGAUACAGUUUAUGACAACUUGCCAGUGCAAAUGAAACAACAAGGAUUCAUCAAGAAAGUUGCGUAUUCGAUGUAUUUGACAUCAGCUGAAAGAAACACGGGAUCAGUUCUUUUUGGUGCCAUCGACCACGCUAAGUAUACCGGCGAUUUGGUGUCUUUUGACGUUGUUCCUAAAAAUGGUCAGAAUGUUUACUUGCAAAUUACCUUGUCAAAUAUCCAGGUGACUUUGGUUUCUAAUAGUACGGAGUCUUCGUCGGUGGUUCCAACCACUUUGGCCUCGCUGGUGACUUCUUCUACCCUGCCUCACCCAACCAUCGCUGCUGUGUUAAAGAAGAGAGAGGCAACCAUCGAUACCCAGGACGUUGACGCUUUAUUUGACUCCGGAACUACAUUGACCUACUUCAGUCAAGAUGUUCUUGAUCUGAUUCUAGCUGCAAUUGAUCCAUCUGCUGAAUACAAUAGCAAUAUUGGUGGUUACCAAGUUCCUUGUUCGUUGAGACAAGAAGGCAACAAAUUUACCUAUAAUUUCGAUGGAAAAAGAGAAAUUGAUGUACCUCUUUCUGACAUGGUGAUGGAAGUUGGCCAGAACGGUACUACAGGCCAAAUUAUUUGUAUGUUGGGAAUUGUUUCUGGAGACACCACUAUUUUGGGAGACAAUUUCAUGAGACACUGUUAUUCGGUUUUCGAUUUGGAAGAUAACACCGUUUCUAUUGCCCAAAUGAAUUAUGAUGAUAUCAAUGAGGACAUUGAAAUCAUUCAAUAAGCUCUAUGUAGUUAAUGAAGUAUAAAAAAAUAUUGGCUG